Messenger RNA from Dicentrarchus labrax (European seabass), 3789 nucleotides. RefSeq names its product DEAD (Asp-Glu-Ala-Asp) box polypeptide 55 (gene ddx55). Bases 95 to 1906 code for a protein of 603 amino acids. Gene Ontology annotation, molecular function: ATP binding; RNA helicase activity; nucleic acid binding. NCBI's taxonomy places the organism in Eukaryota, Metazoa, Chordata, Actinopteri, Moronidae. The record is from RefSeq and is a predicted model, not a curated record. The transcript is spliced from 14 exons. Gene Ontology annotation, cellular component: nucleolus.
CAGCGCAGCCGGAAGUAGGAGCAGCGUGGAGAGUUAGCCGAGCAGUGGCUAACAACUGUAGCAUCAAACCGAGUUUAACGCUCCGUUAUCCAACAUGGAGACCACGACAGACGGGACGUGGGACAGUUUACCGGUUAAACUCAACGAGAGGAUUUUACAGACGAUCGACGAACUCAAAUUCACUCACAUGACACCUGUACAGUCUGCUUGUAUCCCGCUGUUCAUGAGGAAUAAAGAUGUGGCUGCUGAGGCGGUGACUGGGAGCGGAAAGACGCUUGCUUUCGUUAUUCCCAUUAUAGAACUGCUCCUGAAGAGAGAGGAGAAGCUAAAGAAGAUGCAGGUUGGCGCUCUGGUGGUCACUCCCACGAGAGAACUGGCCCUUCAGAUCAGUGAAGUGAUGGAGAAGUUCAUUCAGAAGUUCCCGCAGUUUACGCAGAUUUUAUUGAUUGGUGGCACCAACCCGAUAGAGGAUGUGGAGAAGUUCAAGGAUCAGGGAGCGAACAUUGUGAUUGCGACACCGGGCCGUCUGGAGGAUAUGUUCAGGAGGAAGUCAGACGGUCUGGACUUGGCCAGCUCAGUCAAGAGUCUCGAUGUUCUGGUCCUGGACGAGGCCGACAGACUGCUCGACAUGGGUUUUGAAGCCAGUCUGAAUACCAUCCUGGGCUACCUGCCUAAACAGAGGCGUACGGGCUUGUUUUCGGCCACUCAGACGCAGGAGCUGGAGAAGCUGGUGAGGGCCGGCCUCAGGAACCCGGUUCGCAUCACCGUCAAGGAGAAGGGCGUCGCUGCCACCUCCAGCCAGAAGACGCCCGCUAGACUCUCCAACUACUACACUAUUUGUAGAUCAGAGAACAAAUUCAACAGCCUGGUGACGUUUCUACGGCAACACAAGCACGAGAAGAAUCUGGUCUUCUUCAGUACGUGUGCAUGUGUGGAGUUCUACGGUCGGGCUCUGGAGACUCUGGUGAAGAAGGUCACCGUCCACUGCAUCCACGGCAAGAUGAAGAAUAAACGCAACAAGAUCUUCGCUGACUUUCGGGCCCUGAAAAGUGGGAUCUUGGUGUGUACAGAUGUCAUGGCCAGAGGCAUUGAUAUUCCCGAUGUGAACUGGGUGCUGCAGUACGAUCCUCCCAGCAGUGCCAGUGCCUUUGUACAUCGAUGUGGACGUACAGCGCGCAUCGGCAAUCAGGGUAACGCCCUCGUCUUCCUGCUGCCAAUGGAGGAGUCCUAUGUCAAUUUCUUGGCCAUCAACCAGAAAUGCCCUCUCCAGAAGAUGCCCCCUGUAAGUGAUGUUGUGGACGUGCUGCCCAAAGUGAAAGCCAUGUGUCUGGCAGACCGCGCCAUGUUCGACAGAAGCAUGAGAGCCUUCGUCUCGUACGUCCAGGCCUACGCCAAACACGAAUGCAGCCUCAUCUUCAGAAUCAAAGAUCUGGACUUUUCCUCCUUAGCCCGCGGCUUUGCCCUCCUCCGCCUCCCGAAGAUGCCGGAGCUGAGGGGAAAAACGUUCCCGGACUUCAUCGAGACGACAAUAGACACAGAAACCAUCCGCUACAAGGACAAGAGCAGGCAGAAACAGAGAAAGAAGAUGCUAGCCGAGCUGAAAGACAAGAUUCCCUUUCCCAAGAAACACUUCAUCAAGAAUGAGGCCUGGUCUAAGCAGAAGACAAAGAAGAAUCGCAGGAAAAAGAUGUCGGCCAAGAGGAAGCACGAUGAGGGCUCUGACGUGGAAGACGAAGACAUGAACGAGCUUUUAGAUGACACUCGCCUCCUCAAGAAACUAAAGAAAGGGCAAAUCAGCGAGGAGGACUUUGAGAAACAGAUAACAAGCAAACCAAAAUCAAAACACAAAACAGGAGGACCGUCACACGACAGCUCGGUGGGAGAGGACGUAGAGGCAAACAUGUAAAAACAAAUUCAAUUAAAUCCAAAACAUUUGUUUCCCUUUCGAUAAUGGGUUUUUAUUGAGAACUGAAAGGCACAGUUAUAAAUAAAGCUUGAUGAGUUCAUCGCUGACAGCAGACGGGGUGAGGACUCCCAGGUCAGUGAAGAGGAGGGUGAUGAGCGAGGGAGGCGUGUAGUCAAUCAUCGGAUGCUCUUCUGACAGGUUCUGUACAGUCUUCAGGGUGUCUGCUUUGUACUGCGGAGGCGAGGAGGAGACACGUAAAGAAAACACUCAACAGGAUAAGAAAACAACAUUAAAUCCUCUGACGUCGUACCUUAAAUUUAUCGGGCACGUCCUGUUGGUUGAGCGGGUACAGGCGGACGAAUUUAAAACUCUCUGCCACGACGUAGAAGGGCUUGUUGUGGGCUUUAGAGCACAAGGCCAUCUGAUAAGUGCCGAUCUGCAAGAGCAAAGGGGAAACGCUUUAGUUCUCCGUUUGUAUCUCUGGGCUUAACCGUACUCCACCGAUUUAUCAUCUCACUCCUAAUAUUGCCAGACUCACGAUGGAAGUGAGAGAUGCUAAAAAAUAUAUAAUAUCCACAUAUUCUCCUUCCUUGUCAUAUUUGUAUGACAGUGUUUUGUUACGAUUCGAGCAGAUUUCACUUUGUUUUUCUUUCUAUAGGUUUAUUGUGGCUUAUUCUACUGUCAGGAGUACAUAAAAUAUAAAAAAGUGACACAUUUUAUGUAUAUUUCUUAUUAUAUCCAAAACUAUACGAUGAACCCGAAUUCAAUAUCAAGUAACUGUAGGAAGUUUGUGUAAAACAAGUGAUUUGGAUGAAUUUGGAGCAGAUUAUUUCCUGUUUAGGGAACUUUUUAUACAAUUCUGUCUGUAUUAUGUAUUUAUGUAUCAGUUUUUAAUCAUACAGACUUAAAAGGCUUAUUUUUACCUUAAUGUACUUCCCAGUUACAUUUCUUGACAUUAGUGAACCAAAUGUUGAGAUUUAGGCCUACUGUGUUAAUUUCAAGUUUUCUAGCACGCCUUAAAAGUACACACCAGUUACACACCAGUUAUCCAGACUGACGAUUCACUGAACACACACCUUGUUGAUGAUCCCUCCGCUCUCAACGACUCCCUCUGCACCGACAAUAACUAGGUCGACUUUCUCCAAAACAUACCUGCAAAAAAAACCCCCCAACAGAAUCAUACUGAAUAAAAGCAACUGAGCUCCACACUGACACAGUUUGGUUUUAAACUUCAGUGUUUUUACCCCACAGCUGCAUCCAGGACUACUGUUACUGGAACAUUGAGUUUUCUCAGGGCUUCGGCCAUCUGUCGCCUGAACACAGAAAGGAUAAAGGCUGAUUCAAUGAGUGCGUGUCCCUUCAGAAUAAAACAAGGACACAGUUUACUGACAGUAUUCACUCACCCAGCUGAGUCAGGCUGCGAUUCAGUCACAUAGACAGAGAAGCGUUUCUUCUCCGCUGCAGCUUUUUCCAUCACCCUGAGGACGACUCUGGAGUACGAGUGAGUCAGGAUUUUCUGUGAGAGAAAGCAAGAGAAAGGGAUUGAACUGCCUAAAUACUGUAUUGUAUGCCUGCCUACAUCUGAACUGUGCUGAAUCACUGGCCAACUCACAAUUUAUGUGUUUUUCCUGGAGGAUAAUGAUGAUCUUUAGUCGGAGCAGUCAGGUUUUUAGAGCGGCUCGUCGCAACAAUAACUGCUGUUGUGCUGAACUCUUCAUAGACCUGGUCUGAUACAGGGCUCAUUUACUCUUAACUGUAAUCAUUAAACUGCUCCGAUACUGUGACUAGGUACUUGUGUAAGCUCCUGUUAGUUGAGCAACUAACAGGCGGCAGUUUGAAGAUAUUAUAAGCAACUUUUACAAUAAAACAUGUUUUCAAAAUCA